UCCAUCAGCGGCCUCGAAUAUGAGGCGACCACAAUGCUUGGGAUGGCUUCUCAUGGUUAACAUCCUCAUGGCAACAGCGUGCGUCUCCUCCACGCUCAGGGCCGCCUCCUUCUCACGCUCCCUACAUCGCGCUUCUCGCCGCCUCUCUCCCAGGCUACUCCGCAAAUCACGUCCUUGCCCUCUCUGGUCUUCUUCCUUCCUCUUCUGCCUCCACUCGCUCCCACGAACCACCCCUCUUCGCUCUCCACUCUGCCUCGCUCCUCUCCCGUCACCGUCUCCGGCGCGCUUCCGGCCAAUGGCGUCCUUGGCUUCGUCGGAGGUAAUGGAUCCUUCGCUCGCCGACAAUCCCCUACUGCAGGCCUGCGUCUUCCCUCCUUUCGAUGUCGUGGAAGCGAAGCACGUUCGGCCGGGGAUUCGCGCAAUACUGAAGGAGCUGGAGAACGAAUUGGCGGCAUUGGAGAAAAACGUUGAACCGAGUUGGGAAAAAUUGGUUGUUCCUUUGGAGAAGAUAAUCGAUCGUAUCACCGUUGCUUGGGGAAUAGUGAACCAUCUCAAAUCCGUGAAAGAUUCGUCUGAGAUGCGCACGGCGAUCGAGGAAGUUCAGCCAGAGAAAGUGCAAUUUCAAUUAAGAUUGGGCCAAAGCAAGCCCUUAUAUAAUGCAUUUAAAGCUAUGCAAGAGUCUUCAGAUUGGCAAUUUCUGAGUGAUGCUCGUAAACGUCUAGUUGAAGCUCAGAUAAAAGAAGCUGUUCUCAAUGGCGUGGCCCUGGAAGAUGAGAAAAGACAGCAGUUUAAUGAAAUUCAGCAGGAACUGGAAAAACUAUCACAAAAGUUUGGUGAAAAUGUUCUAGAUGCUACUAAGAAGUUUGAGAAAUUGAUCACAGACAAGAAUGAACUUGAUGGGUUGCCUGCGACUGCACUUGCUCUGUUUGCCCAAAUGGCAGCAUCCAAGGGACAUGAAGGUGCCACUGCUGAAAAUGGUCCCUGGAUGAUUACACUAGAUGCUCCUAGCUAUCUUCCAAUUUUGCAGCAUGCACGGAAUCGGUCUUUACGCGAGGAAGUUUAUCGUGCAUACAUAAGUCGUGCCUCUGAUGGGGAUCUUGACAAUACGUCUCUUAUUGACCAAAUUCUGAAGCUACGACAGGAGAAGGCAAGAUUGCUUGGGUACAAGAAUCAUGCAGAGGUAAGCAUGGCAAUGAAAAUGGCAACAGUUGAAAAGGCUGGAGAACUAUUGGAAAAGCUCCGGAGUGCUUCUUGGGAUGCUGCGGUUAAAGACAUGGAGGACCUUAAGAUUUUCUCAAGAGAGCAGGGUGCAGUUGAAGCAGAUGAUUUGAAACAUUGGGACAUUACCUUUUGGAGUGAAAGACUUCGUGAAUCAAAGUAUGAUAUAAAGGAGGAGGAGUUGCGCCCAUUUUUUUCAUUACCAAAAGUUAUGGACGGACUUUUUGGACUUGCAAAGACAUUAUUUGAGAUUGACAUUGAACCUGCUGAUGGAGCUGCUCCAGUGUGGAAUGAUGAUGUUAAAUUUUAUCGUGUGAAAGAUUCAGCUGGCAAUCCCAUUGCAUACUUCUAUUUUGAUCCUUACUCUAGGCCUUCAGAAAAACGAGGUGGUGCAUGGAUGGACGAGGUUGUUGGUCGAAGUUUUGCACUCUCACAUGAUGGUACCUCUCCCAGGCUUCCUGUGGCACACAUGGUUUGCAAUCAAACACCUCCAGUGGGGAGUAAACCCAGCCUUAUGACUUUCCGUGAGGUUGAGACUGUCUUUCAUGAAUUUGGUCAUGCACUUCAACAUAUGCUCACAAGGCAAGACGAAGGUUUGGUUUCUGGCAUCCGGGGAAUAGAAUGGGAUGCUGUGGAGUUGCCUUCUCAGUUCAUGGAGAAUUGGUGUUACCACAGAGAUACUUUAAUGGGCAUUGCUAAGCACUUUGAGACUGGUGAAAAUCUUCCUGAGGAAGUGUAUCAAAAGCUGCUUGCUGCUAGGACUUUCCGUGCAGGUUCGAUGAGUCUUCGCCAGAUAAGGUUCGCAAGCGUUGAUUUGGAACUGCACGCUAAUUAUACACCUGGUGGAACAGAGUCAAUUUAUGAUGUUGACCAGAGGAUAUGUAAGAGAACACAAGUGAUGCCACCAUUACCAGAAGACAGGUUUCUGUGUAGCUUCAGUCAUAUUUUUGCAGGAGGAUAUGAUGCUGGGUAUUAUAGUUAUAAGUGGGCUGAGGUAUUGUCAGCUGAUGCAUUUUCAGCAUUUGAGGAUGUGGGAUUGGAUGACCAUGAGGCUGUCAAAGAAACUGGCCGUAGGUUCCGAGAAACCAUACUUGCUCUUGGUGGUGGAAAGCCGCCUCUACAAGUUUUUGUGGAAUUCCGUGGCCGCGAACCAUCUCCAGAUGCCCUGCUGAGACACAACGGCCUUUUGCCCAUGGCUGCAUCUGCAUGACCUUUGCAAAUUUUUAGGUUCAUUGGGUAGUUUUAGCAGAUAGAUGAUUCAUAGUUCUCAAUCCGUCUGAUAUUGCUUUGCUAGCGAUAUUAUCUCUCUCCCUUUUCGUUUUCUUAUGGGUGUAUUUAUUUGAGGGGAGGUGUGUGUGUAUUGGCGGACGAGGUUUUUUUUUUUUUUUAAAUCUUAAUGACGAUGUUUCGGUGUACGUCAAAACAAUUAAGCAUGGCAUUUCAAUCACCAUGGUAUUGCAAUGGCAAUAAUUGUAACGAGAAUAAUAAUUUCGACAUUUGCACUCCAUUGCAAAAGGGAGGCUUGAAUAUUCCUUA
Messenger RNA from Nymphaea colorata (pocket water lily), 2754 nucleotides. RefSeq names its product probable cytosolic oligopeptidase A. The transcript has 17 exons. The record is from RefSeq and is a predicted model, not a curated record. NCBI's taxonomy places the organism in Eukaryota, Viridiplantae, Streptophyta, Magnoliopsida, Nymphaeales, Nymphaeaceae. Bases 20 to 2428 code for a protein of 802 amino acids. Gene Ontology annotation, molecular function: metalloendopeptidase activity. Gene Ontology annotation, biological process: peptide metabolic process; proteolysis.